Notothenia coriiceps (black rockcod) is the source of this 1230-nucleotide messenger RNA. Its product is annotated as SITS-binding protein-like. Lineage: Eukaryota; Metazoa; Chordata; Actinopteri; Perciformes; Nototheniidae. The coding region runs from base 91 to 1230 and encodes 379 amino acids. The transcript is spliced from 7 exons. The record is from RefSeq and is a predicted model, not a curated record.
GCAGGUGUGGCAGUGCUUGUUUCUCCUGAUAUUCCUCUGCAGCUGGGGCUGGACAGCCGACAGCAGUUCUGCCUGCAGUCGCUGCCCAGUAUGGAGCGAGAGCCUCUGCAGUACACCGUGUGUGUGGCCAACAAUGUGAAAGCUGCUCACCAGGAAGCAGUGCAGCAACUGUACCAGCACAGCAGGGAGCUGCCCAACAUGAACACACUGUGGCUGCCGUUCUGGAAGCUGCUCACUAACAUGGAUUCGGGGCCGAAGGUGGAGAGGGAGCUGAGGACUUUCUCUAAUCGUCUGAAGAGACACCAGCUUGGGGAGGGAGUCAUCAGCCUCAAUGAACAUUCCACCACCCUCCUCUCCGACAUGGACCAUGACUACCUCAACAGCAGGAAAAGGGGGAUGUCCAAGAGACUGACCAGGGACCUCCCACUUGUCAAGCUUCUUAACAUUUCCAUCACCCUGUCCCCUUUCCUGGGCGUGGACACCAUGCAGUUCCACACCUCCCUCAUGGACGGCACCGAGGCCUUCUGGCUCAGCCUCCCCUCAGCGCCCCAGGGACAGCUGAUCCCUGUGAUGAGUCAGUGGCGAGGAAAGUUCUGUGUAAAGCUAAACAUCACCAACCCUGGAGCGGUGAGCUGGUUUCUGGACAGGGUGGGGUCCCUGCAGGCACACCUAGGGAUGGAGUAUGUGGUGCUCGAGGGGGCUGAGGGGAAUCUGUUUGAGGAGCAAGCUCUGAGGCCUCCACAGGCUCUCGGGGGAGACAAGUACAUCAGCCUGCUGGCCGACAUGGCCACACGGAUAGGAGACUCCACCAUCGUUACAGCGGGGACACGGUCAAGCCACAAGCCUCUGUUUGUGAGGAUGAGCCCCUUGCAGUCCGACUGGAGCCCAAUGGGCCUGAAGGGCAUCAUUCCCUCCCUGCUGCACCACACUCUGCUGGGAUACAACUUCCUCAUUCCUGAUGCAGUAGGUGGUUCUCUCUCUGGAGACCUGGUCACAGAUGAGGAGUUGUUCAUCCGUUGGCUGGAGAUCACAGCUUUCCUUCCUGUUAUCAGCUUCCACACGCCACCCUGGGUCUGCGGAGAGGACCGGUCCUCACCACCCAGGAAGCCAUGGAGAGACGCAGGAAACGAGAAGCAGGAAAUGAGUUUUAAGAGCAAUGGACGUCGUUCCCUCGGAGCGUCACCUGAAGCCGACGUCGUUUGUGAUGACGCCGCACAGCUGUUCGUCUGA